GUUUUAAACUGAUAAAAAUAUAACUUAAGGUAUUUAAAUAAAUUGUGUCGGAGCGUCAAACAGCCGAGGUGUUAUAAAGCGACCCAAUGUGCUUAAAGCGGCGGAAGUGAAGUCAAUGUGGAAUAUUGUAAAAAUAUUCCAAACAUUUGACACAAAAGAGAAAUGUAUUUCCUUUGCCGAAGAACAAGGUUUGAUUUUAAAAGCCAAAAUUUGCCGUACGCAUAAAAUGCCAAUGACGCUGUCGUUAAAAAAAAGUAGCAGUGUUGGGGUGUUCCGAUGCCGGAAAGGGGGUUGUCGAAACCGAAGUGCGUUGGCAAGGUCGAGCGAUACCUGGUUCGAAAACGUCAAAAUCCCACUUCCGCAAGUAUUUUAUCUAAUGUAUGCGUAUGCAUCUCAUUGGUCACAUGCGGAAGUGAGGAAAAACAGUUUUAUCAGGGAACCAGUUCUAUCUAGCGCUACAAUAUUUGACUGGUAUAAUUACUGCCGCGAAGCUGUAUUAUUAUACCAGGUUGACCAUCAGGUAGUGGUAGGUAAAAUUGGUGGUCCUGGUAAAACUGUUCAAAUAGACGAAAGCAAAUUUGGGAAGAGAAAAUACAGCAAAGGGCGGAGAGUCGAGGGCCACUGGGAUCUUGGGAUGGUUGAGGAUGGGAGUGACGACCUUAGGCUGGAGGUAUGUCCCGGCAAUGUCAGGUCUGCUGAGGUGCUCACACCUUUGAUAGAGAAGCACGUGGCAAAAGGCAGUAUUAUAUGUACUGAUUGCUGGAGGGCAUACGACUGUCUAGCCAGUCACGGGUAUGAGCACCGACGCGUUAAUCACAGCGACCCCGAUAAUCCGUUGGUUGCCGAGGACGGGACGCAUACUCAACGCAUCGAGUCCCAGUGGCGAGUAAUUAAACGUUUUUUUAUUAAGAACAAUUACAAUAAUAGCGAAGAUUUUUCUAAUUUAAUUUAUGAAUAUACUUGGAGAAAAAAUAUUGCAAAUAAUCAUCACGAUCCUUUUGUAAAAUUAUUAUAUGCAAUUAAAUAUACAUAUAAGCCUUAAAACUUUUUUUAUUACAAUGGAAAAUUUAUUUCAGAUGGUAUUUGUCUCUUGGUUUGAGUUUUUAUAUUAAUUUUUAUUCGUUUGAUGAAUGUGUAAUUAUGGCAACACUUAUUAUUUGUCAACAAGGAAUACUUUUGUUUUUGUGCAUGAUAUGAAAAUUGUGUAAAAUAUAAAAUGCUUAUUUUAAGCAAAUAACUUAAUAAUUAUUGGAAAAAAAUAUGUAGAAACAAUGUAGUGAAGUGUAAGUGCAUAAUAUGAAUUAAAUAAUUACUAGCAAUCGAGAAAUUGCAAGAUAAAAUUUGCAAAAUUUUCAACUUUAAAUGCAAAUAUCUCGAAAACUAUAAGUUUGUGGCGGCAACAAUUAUAUAUUUUCUUAAUCUGGAGCAUCAGCUCUAUCCAACCAUACCACUUUUAACCCUGAAAUCGUGGGAUCGUAUACUAAAGUUUCCCCGAAAUUUCGAAUAUCGGGAACUGCUACUAGACGUAUCCCAGCAAGAGAACACUUAAGAUUGCGGUAUCUAUGGGCUGGAUAACAUGGAGCGGGUCAUGCGAUACGUCGGACGAGGGGCACUCGGAUGCAUCUCCGAACCCUUCACGGCGAAGCUGGCAGCUGAAAAGCGAGCCCAGACAUGUGCCACCUUCAGACGCCACCAAACCAACCCUGCCACGUGAAGGCAUAAACAUUUCCACCUCCGAGGCUAAGGAACAGCACUAGAGGCCUUCCCGGAAAU
Molecule: messenger RNA, 1773 nt
Organism: Bactrocera dorsalis (oriental fruit fly)
Lineage: Eukaryota; Metazoa; Arthropoda; Insecta; Diptera; Tephritidae
Exons: 2
Coding region: 116-1042 (308 amino acids)
Source: RefSeq, a predicted model, not a curated record